AUGCUGGCUCAUAGCAUCAACCGGGGCGUCUCCAAGCACGCCAUGCCGCGUGCCCAGCUUCCCUCUGUUGUUUCGCGCGGCGUUAGCAACUGGGGACGUCGACGCUGGCCGCGAUGGCGGGACGAGGCCGACCAGGAGUGGAAGCAGUUCCAGGUCAAAAUGGAUGCCUUCCACAAGCAGAUCGAGGCUGACCCCUACGAGGCCAUUUUUGGCCGCUCGAAUGAAAUGCUUCGCGGCAUCCUGCGCAGUCCGCCUGCCGACGAUGCUCCGAAGAAGACCGUCCCCAUCUCCACCGAAUCCAAAGCACAGGAGCCAUCGUCUGCUGUUGAGCACCAACCUACGGUCGAACUUUCCUACGACCCAAUCACUGGUCGAAUGGUCCCAAAGUAUGGUGCUUUUGAUGCCCCGCUUGCUGAGGAUUCUUCAAUACAUUACUCCCAAAGCCACCACGAUCCCCGUGACGACUCCUUGUCCGCCUACGACAAGAAGAAUACCAACACAUCAGCACACUCGAACGGCUGGGUCCCCCAGGAGGACUUCACUCAGACCUCAGCCUCAAAGUCCAACACAACCGAACAUGAUCAUCUACAGGAAUCCUUGGCCAAGUAUGACAGGCACAUGCGCGAGCAGCCUCAGAAGCCGCCAGCCCCGCCAUCCGAGUGGCUCGUUCAGGAAGUCCACUAUGAGAGCCCUCCUUCCACGCUGAAUCGCCUCGAGCUGCAGAUCAAAACUGGCCAAGCAAUGACUCGCAGUAUUGCCACCUAUGCUCGGGGGGUGCAAACUGCUUCACAGGAUCUGUCACAGGAAUUUGAUGAGAUUCUAACUGGAGUCAUGAAAAGGGUGGAAGCCAAGAGAAUCUUUGAGAGGCGUCAACGUCUUGCAGAGCAAUUCGCCAAGGCUAUGGCUGAGGAAGCACCCGUAGAGACUUCUCUUCCCCGCGCUGCGAGAAAGAGCUUCGACGAUGGAUACUCUCAGGCCCCAACUGGUCUGCAGACAUCAUUUGAAAGAGAGAAAGCCUCCGGUCGUGACCUGGCUGCUGAGAUUCAAACCAGGACCAACCCAGUGCAAUAUGACGAUGGCUAUUCCCAUAAGCCAAUGGGUCUGCAGACGUCUUUUGAGAUGGAGCAAGCCGCUGGGCGGUCCCUUGCUGAGGACAUCCAGGCAAAGACGGAGCCCCAGAACUACAUCGUGGACGAUGGCUAUUCUAGGGAACCAAUGGGUCUUGAAACAUCCUUCGAAAGAGAGAAAACUUCAGGCUACUCGCUUGCCGAUGAGAUCAGUGCUAAAACGAGCCCAGAGCAGUAUAUCAUUGACGAUGGUUACUCGCGGGAACCAACUGGUCUAGAGACAUCAUACCAGCGAGAACUGGAUUCAGGCCGAAGCCUGGAGCAAGAGAUCCAGGCCCGUGACAAUGCUCACCUUGCAUCGCCGGACGAUGGGUACUCCCUUGAUCCUACAGGUCUCCAGUCCUCGUACGCUCGCGAGCUCGAAGCUGUGAGGAAUGGUGAGAAGAUCUCACUUGAAAAGCAGCUCAGCGAGAUGUCUCUUGGGGCAGCCACAUAUUCGGACAUCUGCACCCCGAAGGCGCCAGACAGCUCGAUUAGCUAUAGCGCAUCGAAAUCAGCCACAGCGCCCCCGAGGUCAGUCGAACAACGGAGAAAGCAAGGAGCAGCUCCGGACGAGGUCAAAGAUUGGUAUGGAUAUUCGCUGAAACCGCUAGGAUUACAGACGUCGUAUGAGCGAGAGGUCGAGGCCUGCCAGAAAGGCCAACGUAAAUCUCUAGAAGAAGAGCUCCAGGAACAGGCUUUAGGUGCGGCGCGCGUUGCUUCCGAUUUUGACGGCCAAGGAUUCUCCCGGAAGCCCACCGGUCUUGAGACGUCGUUCCAGCGGGAGUUGGAUGCAUGUGCGAAUGGUAAGAGAAAGUCCCUUGAGGAGGAGUUGGCUAUUCCGGUCGAUGGUGGUGCUGUCGAGACAAUGAGCACGAAAGAAGAGGCCGCCAAGGUCGAGGCGGCACGAGAGCAACGUCUACACGACAUUGCUCUUGUUCGUGAAGUGCGCGAGAUCUACGAAAAGUACUAUGGCAAGAUCACCACUACUCACCGCCAGGCAGAGGAAGCUUCACUUGAACCCAAAGCUUUCGAGGAUUGGCGUGUGGAUGAAGAUGUGCACAAGAGCCUCUCGUCCUACGACGAGAAGCAUUCCGACGCUUACCACUUCAAGCCUGAUAACCUCGAGGCUGAGCUUUCCUCGCCGGAUUCCUCAUCUCCACAGCCUUCUCAAGAGUCAACAUCAGAAUCUUCCGCAGCUGAACAACCAUCAGGCAUUUCCGCCGCCGAUGCUAGUGGACAGACUCAUGUUGCAAAUGCAAACUCCAAGGAGACUGACCCCGCCGCCACGAAUUCUGCAAAACCACGUAUCUACAAACUCCUCGCCUUCGACCCCUCGACAAGAUCGCUUACCACUUCUCAAACAUCCUCUACGGUCCACAGUCCUGGUGAACACCCAAUCCCCCUUAGCGUUGCGCUCUCGAACCUGUCUCAACCGGCCAAGUUUAUACCACAACUCACUUCUCUUCAAAAAGACGGUUAUGAACCUGUCGUCUCGGCCGCGAACCUCUUGAUCCUGCGGCUUCGCGAUGACAAGUCUGUCAAGGAGACUCACAAACGUGCUCCUCGUCCUAACCCGGUUGACGGUACCACAAUUCCCCUGCCUCCUACUCCCACCAUGUCCCCCACUGGUUACAUCAACCUCGAUCCUGUGAUGGAGAAUCCGGCUACCGCCAGAAAAUCUUCGACUCGCCACAAAGAUGAUAAGAAGGUGCGCAAGACUGAGCCUGUCUUCUCAGGCGAACGCCGCAGGGAGGGCUCGAAGGGACAGAGCGUCAAGACUGUCCUGACUACUUUGAUUUGGGCCACUGCUGCAUGCUACGUUGCCGGUGUUGCCGGUGAAGUGGCCAAGGGAUACUAG
Messenger RNA from Lasiodiplodia theobromae, 2967 nucleotides. RefSeq names its product Conserved serine-threonine rich protein. The transcript has a single exon. Bases 1 to 2967 code for a protein of 988 amino acids. The record is from RefSeq and is a predicted model, not a curated record. NCBI's taxonomy places the organism in Eukaryota, Fungi, Ascomycota, Dothideomycetes, Botryosphaeriales, Botryosphaeriaceae.